GUUACAAAAUACCAUAAAUUGAAAUCGAAAGUAGAAGUGCGUAGUACAUUUUUCCGUUAUCAAGUAAUAUAUAUUUUUCACGGAAAUAAAGGCAGCGCCAGUGAAACAUGGACACAUCGGCAGAUGCAGUAACUGGUAUCAUGGAAAAUACUACCGUGAAAAACAUGUCAGAUACGAUUCAGUCAUGCGUUUCUGAUUAUGAUAUCAUCAAAAUUGAGGAACCAGAUUUAGAUGACUACCAGUCAGGUGAUGCAUUAGGAACUCCGCUUUCAGACUUGCAUAUACAAGUUCCGAUUCAUGCAAACGUACCGCACACAGUUGACUUAGAAGUUGAUGUUGAGGAAACAGACUAUUGUGAGAAAAGCGACCCGGAUUUUAAAAGUUUUGUAGUCGUUGAAGAAGCAAGUGUACGUGGUCAAGCAACAGGUUUGCAAGGAGAAGGAAAUGAAAGUUUUAACAAAAUCAUGAAUGAACUGAACGAAAUUCUUUACUUUGAACAGUCCGCAAGCGUAUCUGUAAACGCGAAUAAACAAGAGGAACAUCUUGUCAAAACUCACCCAUAUUCUACUGAUAAUGAUCCUCAGUUUGAUGCGGAAUUCGAAACAGAGCGAUUCUUGACAAAUGAUGAACGUAUGAAUGUUAGAGUACCAAUGUAUUCGGAUACAGAAGUGGAAGCCAUUGCCGAGCUCUCGGACCGACGUGCAGAGAGAACAACUGAUGUAGCGGCGAAACAUGCAGAGAAAGAGCCAACACAUCUUGAUUUAGAAUCUGCGGUGAACCACGAAUUAGAAUUCGAUGCUAAAGAACCAUAUAUGCAAAACAAUGAUGUUCUACCUAGGAUACACAGUAACGAAGACAUGUAUGUUGAUGAUCGAGAUGCUAGCAAAACAGGUCAAAUAAGCGUGUGCUCGAGAGAAAACAAUGGCACAUCUAAAUUUGUUGAUUUGGAAACAUUUGGAGAAACAUACAAUUCCGAAGAUUCAACUCGUUCAAGGGACAAUGAUAUUUACACUAGCGAUGAUGCGGAUGAAGAUACGAAUGAUUCGAAGAUGGGAAAGGUCGAAUAUAAUCCUGAGCUUUGUUCCACCGAAUUUGACAAUAUUAAAUCAGAAAAGGAAUCUGAAAGAAGCAGCAUAGAUGAAAAUGAAAUUGACGAAAAGAGACAUGACGUGGCCCGGAACAAUCAAGACUUAAAACGAACGGCAGACAUUGGGCUUAAAGACGAUCUGUUAAACACUUUUGUCGAACAUUUUCCGAGUCAACCUUCAACUAAGGACACAGGUGAAGUUGCAAAUGAGCCCGAGAAUAUUCACCUUUAUGCAGGUAGUGACAGUAUGUCAGAUCAAGCAUGCGCAAUUGAAGUCAUAACAGAAAUACGCCAUUUCGGUACAGGUGAUAUGGAUGAAGAUGAUAUACUAUACAGAGGGGACUCGGAUGUUAAGGAUCACCUCAUGUAUAAUGGGGCUUUUGCAGCCAAGGGGAUUGACAUCGUGGCCGGGACGGCAGAUAUUGAUUCAGAAGAAAACACUGGAAACAAAACAAGAGAGGUGUCAUAUCACAAUCUCAAAGCGUUUGAAAGCGGAAACAAAUUCGAAUACAAAAUGUUAUCAGAAAUAAAAGCGGAAGAAGAAACGAGAAAAGAGCCUGGUAAGAACAAGCCCUUACCAGCAUUGCGAAGUCGAGUGAAAGAGAGCGACAGAAAAGAUCCAUUUCAGAGUCAUAAAUAUAAUAACGAUACGGAACACUCGGCACAGGGUGCACAUGCGUUUCCCGACGUGGAUAAAUGUAACGUUGAUGGUGAUUAUUUCCAAAAUAUGUCUUCUGCAAUGGAAAAGUUUGUCUUCUUUUGGAAGCGUGAAGACGUGUUCAGUCAGUGGCAUAGUGCCCUGUUCCAGGCCAACGGACAUUUAUUCAGCAAUGCGGAGCAAUAUAUGAUGUUUAUGAAAGCAGAGUUAUUUGGUGACAACGAUGUGGCCACUGAGAUUUUGAAUACAACGGACCCUAGGGCGAUCAACACGCUCGGAAGGAAAGUCAAGAACUUCUCUGAGUCAAUAUGGAUAGAGCAAUGUCUGUACGUUGUUAAAAACGGAAACACAUAUAAGUUCCGACAGAACGACAGAAUGAAGAAGGAGCUGUUCGCAACGCAUCCGAAGAUAUUGGUGGAAGCCAAUCCUCACGAUCAGAUCUGGGGUAUCGGGCUGGCAGACUGCGAUCAGCGUGCCUUCAGUGAAAGUUCGUGGAAUGGUCUCAACCUUCUGGGCUACAUCCUCACAGAGGUCAGAGAUGAGCUGAUGUGUGAGGAAGGCAAAAUAUCGUCAGAUCAGAAGCAGGUAAUGGAGAAAAAAACAAAAGAAAUGUCGUCUGUGGAACUCAAAGCAGAUGGGGAAGAUGUGUUGCAUACCUGCAAAUCGACUAAGACACCACUGGAUUCGUCAAAUGAAACCUCGAUCCUAAUGACUGACAAUGCCAGAAGCUCAGAUGGUAACUCUGCAGACAUUGAAGCACUUAAUACAGCCAGCUUGAUGAUAGAAGACAAAUAUGAAGUUGAGGUUGAACACCAGCUUGACAAGCUUGCUGUUGAUAUGAAUAAUAAGGAGGUUGAUGGCCAGUUAGAAAAUAUACUGGCAUGUGAAAGUAAUGACCGUGUCCUUGAACACCAAAGCCAGACUGCAGUUGUAAAAAGUCAUGAUGAUUUUCAGAAUGACAGCCAUAUAUGCAUUGAGAAUGCUGAUACAGAAUUUGCAAGUUUGGUUUUGAUUGAAAAGAAGACAGAAAAAGUGGAUGUCUUUGACACUGCCGGUGGAAGGGUGCAAAAUAAAGACUUGUUAGAAAAUAAUUCUGAUGAAGUAAGUGGCUUUAGUGUUGUAGACUCAAAGUCAUUCAAUACAGAACCUUUCACUUUUGUGCAAAAUUGUCCAGAUGAAAAAGAAACCCAAGAUUGUUGCACGCAGUCAGAAACAUUACCAGAUGAAGAAUCCAGUACGGAAAACCAUGGUCCUAAUGACAAAUCUUUGUCAAAAGGGACAAGUACUGCUCAAAAUGCAGAAGAUAAAAGAAAACUGUACGUGAGUAAAUCCAAUAGUGGUGACAAAAGCAGAUGGUCAAUUUCAGCAGAAAGUUCGAGUUCUGAAGUUAACCCUGAGAGUACCACUCAUGGACAUGCUUUUAUCGAAAAGCAAGAAAAAACAAUCCAUGAGCAUGAUAACGUUGAUGUCAAAUACCAAGAAGAAGAAGCAGUAAAAGUGGAUAGUUCUAUAACUGAAUUUAAUAAAUUUAUUGUCAAGAGUCAAGAAGCAGUAAAAGCUGAGAGUUCUACAACUGACAGUGACAUUAAUAAUGUCACACAUCAAGAAAAAGCAGAAAAAAUUGGCAAUCUUAUGAUAAUAGAUACCGGUAUAUCUAGUAAUGUAGACAGUGGGUGUCCAGAAGUAACAAAAAAAACUCCUGAUCACCUUGAUGGUCAAACCAAGAAAAAGGAAAAGAAAAAAAAUUUUAUGAAGAGGAUUUUUUCAUUUGGAACAAACAGUUAUUCGCUUGAAGAUGAAGAAUAUGAGGAAAACAGAAAACGUGCUAGGGAAAAGUUUGAGUACUUUUGGUUAAGAGAUCAUGUGUUUAGUCAAUGGCAUGAAUCCAAAUUUGAAGAGGCAGGAAAGAUCUUUUGUAAUGCAGAACAAUAUAUGAUGUAUAUGAAAGCAGACCUGUUUGGAGAUGACCGUAUAGCAAAGAAGAUUAUGAAGACAUCAGACCCUAAGAAGAUUAAGGAACUUGGAAGGAAAGUCUUCAAUUUCCAUGAACCAAUGUGGAGAGCUCAUUGUCUUGAUGUUGUCAAAACUGCAAAUCUUGCUAAGUUCUCGCAGAAUAAAAAGCUGAAGGAAAAGCUUUUUAAAACACACCCCAAGAUUCUCGUGGAAGCAAGUCCAUAUGAUAAGAUCUGGGGUAUAGGGCUAGCGGCAGAUGAGCCCGAGGCCUUUGAUGACAUAAAGUGGAACGGACGCAAUUUUCUCGGCUAUAUUCUCACUGAAGUCAGGGAUCAGCUAAUGUGCGAGGAGGGUCAGAUUACAGCUGAGAACAAAAUGGUGUUUUUGAAAACCUUGAAAGAGGCUUAUUGUGCUGAACUUGUUUCAUGGGAGCCAACUCAGUGGCGUGAAACUGAAUAUAUAAGUAAAUGUGGAGCAACCACCAAUAAUCCAAAUUACCAUAAUUCAGGUGAAAUAAAUAAAGUCUAUGAACCUUGCUCCAGUACCGGCAAUGAAUCAGCCGUACAUAAUAAUAGUGGGAAGCAUGAUGCGCAUGGUCGUAGCUCUGAUGAUACAUGUGAUAAGAGCAUGGUUAUACAGUCUAAAGGUGACCAGCAGUCAGCUCAAGACUUAAAUAACGGUGUUGGACCUUUAGUUCAUAAGGAUAGAAAUGGAAUUCGAAAUAAACAUUACAAAGCCCAAAGUACUGAAAAACAUUCAACCUCAUCAGGUUUCACGCAGAACUCAUACGAUGACGAUUUUCCAGAGCUCAGUGGAGCUAAAGCUCAAAAAGAAGAACCUAGUGGAAAAAUGAAAAUGAACGACGGAUUUGAUAUGGAAGAGGCUGGUGCAAGUAACAAAAGAAAGGAAAAUAGGAACAUGGAGCAUGAACAGCCGAAACAAGAUGUGUUUUCAUCAGAUAAAGAUGACGCUUUAGGACGUACCAGUGAAGAGAACGAUUCCAAAUCAAAGAAUACAGUUGAAAUACGUAAAAAAGAAUCUAGGGAUGAGAAUGAGACGAUUGAUGUUGAAUAUCAAGAUAAAGCCAACGUUUUGUUGAAUGUGUCUGAAUUGAAAUCAGAAGCAAGGAAUAUACCAAAUGCUAAAGCCGUAAAAGAUAAUGAUGAUGAACAUCAAGAUAAAAUGAACAGCCUGUUUAGUGAAUUUCAGUCUGAACCACCUAAAACAAAUGAAAGUGACAAGAUAGCAAUAUGUUCAAAAUCCAAUUCAGGAGAUGUUGUUGAACAUGAAGAUAAAACAAACAAAUUGUUAAAUAUUUUUAAUAUUGGCAAUUCAAGUAAUGAUGGAGCAGCAUAUGGAAAAUCUGUGCAGAAUGAGCAUGAUGUAGCUAACCAACCCAUAGAUGCGGGAACGAAACCAAAAGAAAAACUUAAUGAGACAGUGGGAUUGACCAAUAAAGAUGGCAAGAAAAAACCUGACAAGAAAGUACAGAAACAAUGCCCUGGUAUUGCAAAGAAAGUUACUGAAUCAAACACCAAGAAAAAGAAAAAGUAGAAAGGAAUACUUUAUACAGUGUAUUAAUGUUUUAACUCAAGGUGAUUAAGUGUGACAGAACACUAGUUACUAACAUCAGGCUGUAGUCUUAUCAUUACACUUACAUUUUGGAGGAGAGGUAUUGGAACAAGAUGAUGACUGUUUGUGUAAAUUGACAAGUGCAAAUGCUUAAAAAAUAUUUUAAUGUAAUUGUAUUAUUUUUUAAAACAUGUAUUUCGUUGUCAAUUGUUUUUUAUAUUCUAUAUCGUCAAAUCGUAAAUAAUGUUGUUUUGUAUCAUGCAGUCUUUACAAAAACUUGAUUGGUCGUCCUGAAGUUGACAAGCCUUGUUAUAUAUCUGGGUAUUUAACUAAUUGAUGAAUUUACCCACGUCAUGCAAAAAUGGGUCUUAUGCCAAAUGGAGCCAGUGUAGCUUCUGACCAGCCUAUGCAGUAUGGCCAGGAGCUACGCUGUCCAGUAUUAAGUCAUGCAAGGUUUCCUUGUCUCAUCAGCAGAUAGCAUAGCACAUUACCAGAAUGUGCCCAUGCACAGACUGUUCUAGAGCUACUGUUGCAUCAUAUAGUAUAAGACCCAUUUUUGCAUGAUGCAGCUCAAUUGGGAACUCUGAAUUGUAUUGCUUCAGUGGUUCAAUACCAUAAAUGAGCACUUUGUAAAUGUUUCAUUGGUCAACCAUACAAUAAUGUAGUUGUUAAAGUAUUAUAAUAAUAAUUGAUUGAAAAAACAAAUUUUUAUCCAGGCCCACCUUUUCAAUUUUCUUCUUGUCACAAAGCACUUGACUAAACAGUAAGUUUUGUUUGUAUAAUUGCUUGUUCACUGUUAUUCUACCAUCUGAAUAACCUGUCAGUGAUUAGAAUUUUAUCAUGUUUAUAGUACAACAUUUAGAGGCUUUAUCAGUUUUUCUGCAAAAUAAUAUGCACAUGUUUUUCAAAUUCUUAUUUAUGUAGAUUUUGAUGAGAUAAUGAGCCAUGAUGUAAUCUAUUUAUUUUAAUAUACAUGUAUGUCAUAUUAAAAGAGUUAUUUAACAUAAUUAAGCAAACUGAUUUUAUUUAUCAAUAUAUUUUCCUAUACAUGUAAAUCAAUAUAUUUUUGCCACUGAAAACAUAUUUUACUUAAAAAGUAGCAUUUUGAUUGUGUUGUUUUAAUAUAUGUUUAUAUGAAUGGGACAAAAUGUUAAUCCCUUAAAAUCAGCAGAGGUUGUCUGUUUAUUUGGGUUUAAAUAUUUGUUUUGAAUAACAAAGUUUUUAAACUUUAUAGAAAAUAACUUAUUUGCAAGAGCCGUAACAACAUGUAUUUGUGUAUUAGGAAUCAUUAGUAAGGGCAAAAUAAAAACAUGUUAGUGCCAUAACUGCAUGACUUCAGCCAAGUAUUUGACACUUUUAAGAUUUAAAUUUUUAUAAAACUAUGGCAGGAUGAUGGUAUUGUAUGAAAGGCCAUAUACAUGCAAAUUAUGAUUGAUUUACAUUAAUUCGAGGGUAAUUGUAGAAUUCCUUAUUUAAUAUUGCUGUUUUGAAUUGUUAUUGAUGAUUUAUGCAAUAUUUUAGCUUAUGUAUUAAUAGGCCGCUAAGGGUUCCUCUGGAGUGGACUAUAGGUUUGCCCCCGGUCUGUCUGUUCAAAAAGUCUGUAUUAUGGGAUAACUAAAAAAGUACUGAAAACUAACAUCGAAAUCUUGAACAAACUCAAAAACUACUAAAACGGAAUUUUUCACAGUAUGGUAAAAUGGCAAUUUAAAAAAUAAUAGUCAUAGAAUCUAAUAUGCAUCUAUAUAUAAUCUUUAAACAAGCGAAAUAAUGCUCCUGACAAAAAGCUUAAUAAUCUUGAUGCAUUAAUAUUUAAUAAUCAUCCGAAAUUGGUAAAAUAUAGAGUUUUGCAAAACGUUUUUUUUUCUUUUUGGAAAAAUGUUUUGCACUAACAUAGUGUUUGUAAUAAAAACAACAACACUAAAGCCUGCUGGCGCAGUGGUAGCACACAAGCUUAUCAUCCCAGAGGUACGGGGUUUGAAUCUUGUUAUGACAUUUUUUUAAUUAUGCCCCCCUUCGAAGAAGAGGUAUAUUGUUUUGCUUGAUGUGGGUCGGUCUGUCGGUAGACCAGUUCGUUUCCUAUUAAAAUUAGGGUCACUAGGUAAAAAGUCACUGUCAAAAUAAGUGUCUAAUCGUUUCCGAUCAAUAACUCGUCAACGAAUUUACCCAUUGGCUUGAUACUUCAUAUGUGCAUUGACCUUGGACAAUAGCUGACCCCUAUUGGGGUCACUAGGUCAAGGUCACUGUCUCAAUAAGUGUGAAGAUUUUUUCUGAUCAAUAACUUGUCAACUAAUUGACAGAUCGGAUUGAUACUUCCCAUGCCCAUUGGCCGUGGACAGUAGUUGACCCCUUUUGAAAUUUGGGUCACUAGGUCAAAGGUCACGUAUAGUUUCUGAUCAAUAACUCGUCAACAAAUUUACCGAUUGGCUUGAUACUUCACAUGUGCAUUCGCCUUGGACAGUAGAUGCCCCCUAUUGGGGUCACUAGGUCAAAGGUCAAGGUCACUGUCUUAAUAAGUUUGAAAAUUGUUUCUGAUCAGUACAUUGUCAACCAAUUGACGGAUUGGCUUGAUACUUCACAUGUGCAUUGGCCUUGGACAGUAGAUGACCCCUAUUGAAAUUGGGGUCACUAGUUAAAAGCCCUGUUUGGCGGGCAUAUAUCUCCGACCACGGAACUCUUGUUCAACUUUUUCCUUUCGCUUAUUAUUUUAUAUUAGUAUAUUGAUUGAGGAAUAUGUAUGUUAUUGUAGUUCUUCUCUUACAAAAUUGUGGUUGCUAUGGCUGCAAAACUGAUUUGAAUCUAAAAAUCAGGAUCCUGGUGUGACCUCAAAGAACUUGCGCAAGGUUGAUGAAUUUUGUCACAAUUUUGUGUGCAUGGAUAGCCAUAUGGUGAAUAUCCAUGUUAUUUAAGUUUUUUUAUUCAGAACAAAAUUGUGGUUGCUAUGGUUACCGAAAUAAUGGGGAAACUCAAAUACGGAUACCAUGCUACCUAAAACAUUACUUUAGCAAUGGUGAUGAAACUCCAUGUGUGCACAGAGGGUCUUGUGCAAUUUGACAGUUAUCCACCUUAUUCCUUUUUUUUGUCAAGUGUGGUUGCCAUGGUUACAUAAAUUAUUGAAAAAUAAAAUCUUGACCUUGAUUACUAAAUGUAAAAACCAGGCAGGGGACUUGUCUUGUUGGCUGUGAUAAUUAUAUAUAUAUAUAUAUAUAGCUUCCUUAGAUGAUAAAAGAUUUGAACCCACCGUUUUCUUAUAUUAUUGUUUUUUUAAACCAUCUGAGCAUGAAGUACUCAUUGCAAGUUUUUGUGAUGGCCUUCAAUAUGUGGAUUCAUGCGUUUGUCAAUGUAUGCAGCGUUAGUUGUCAUCUUUCCAUUCAAAUAUUUCUUCCAAAACAGAUGUUGGAAGGCAUUAUUUACCAUCACAGGAAUGCUCAGAUAAGAAGUAAGUCAAUCAAAGUUCUAGUAAAUUUUUAAUUUCCAGCUGAAACGAUUGUAGUUGAUACAAAAUCAUUGAGCAGAUACAAGAGUUUCACUAUCACACCUCCAUUGAUAUCUCGAGUGGAUGUGAACUUUUAAGUACAUGUACAGAAAACAAGCCAGCCUUGAAUAUUGCUAAAAUUAAAUUUUAUAUAUAAUGUAAAUAGCUUAUGUUUAAUUGGGGUUUAAAGAUGUCAAAAACUUUUUAAAAGCUCAUCUAAAUUCAAUGUAAAUGUAUAUAACAAUUAAUACUGGCCCAUUUUAUCCACCAGUAAUUUAUUCAAAUAAUGUCAAAAUGGGGUGUGAUAUUGAAAUGAUUUUAAACCUGUCACCCACAGAUUAGCUUUUUUUGCAAAACUAGCCCAUUCCGAAAUAAGACUUUUGUAUUAUUUGUACAUAUAUUGUUAAGUGUAGUGUCUCACCUAUGGGUAAACUUAAAGUUGACAUGUGUUGUUGAUGCUUUCAUUAAAAUCAAGUUUUGUUCUCGGACACUUAAAUGUUUAAUAUCUUUAUAUCAAAUUUUAAAUUAUUAUGCAUUAAACACAUACAUUUGUACAAGCAGAUUUUUAGAAUCAGUGAUGAACAAAUUUGUUAAUAUUCCAUCUGUGAAUGGGUCUAUUUAACAUGCAUUGUAAGGCAGAUGACCACAUGUGAACAAAAUUAUAUUCAUUCUUGAAGAAUUUAGAGAUAUAAUUCAUUAAAUUCAUAGCAAACCAAUACACUGCCAUCUCUGUCGUAGGACAUUACAGCUUAUAUCUUUAGAUGUGAACAGGAGAUUACCUUACAUCUGCACUUCUCCAUUAUGAUAUUGAAAAUUUAUUGAUUUGCUGUUGUUUUCCUUCCAGUGAAGUUUUCAUUACAGCACAGUUCAAUAUUAAUACAAUGCUGAUUGUAAAUUUUAUUAAUGAGUUUGCUCCAUCAUUUCUUAUUCCCACAAUACAUUGGAAAUUGUUUCAGAGUCUGAGACAAAGUAAAACUAAGAGAUUCUUAUCACAAUUGAUUUAGCAAAAUAUUGUAAGGAUUAUAUAUACUGUGUAUAUAAUAACAUCUCUAGAUAUAAGAUAUUGUUUCUGCAUUUAGUGACUUGAUGUAAUCAGCUAUAAGUAAUUCUGAAAAUAAUCAAUUAAAAGAUAAUCAAUUUA
Dreissena polymorpha is the source of this 9883-nucleotide messenger RNA. RefSeq lists its product as uncharacterized. Lineage: Eukaryota; Metazoa; Mollusca; Bivalvia; Myida; Dreissenidae. The transcript has 8 exons. The record is from RefSeq and is a predicted model, not a curated record. Bases 108 to 5252 code for a protein of 1714 amino acids.